Cicer arietinum (chickpea) is the source of this 2662-nucleotide messenger RNA. RefSeq names its product putative receptor protein kinase ZmPK1. The record is from RefSeq and is a predicted model, not a curated record. Gene Ontology annotation, biological process: recognition of pollen; protein phosphorylation. Gene Ontology annotation, molecular function: protein serine/threonine kinase activity; ATP binding. Lineage: Eukaryota; Viridiplantae; Streptophyta; Magnoliopsida; Fabales; Fabaceae.
GCUAAAUUCCAAUUCCAUAGCUACUAAUAUUAUCAUUCAAACCAUGUUAUUAAUCUUCCUCUCUUUGCUUUUGUUACUACAACAUUCAUCUUCAUCAUUGGAUACUAUCACAAAAGGUUCAUUCCUCUCAGUGGAAGAACCAAAGGACAUCAUAGUUUCACCAAAUGGCAUGUUCUGUGCUGGUUUCUAUGCCAUUGGUGAAAAUGCUUAUUCCUUUGCCAUUUGGUUUUCCGAACCAAAUUUCCAAACCAAAAACCUUACCUUAGUUUGAAUGGCAAACCGUGAUCAACCGGUCAACGGAAAAAAGUCAAAGCUUCACCUUCAAGACAAUGGUAACCUUGUUUUAAGAGAUGCUGAUGAAUCUCAUGUUUGGUCUACAAACACUUUCUCACUUUCCACUGUUCAUCUCAUUCUUUUAAACACUGGUAACCUCGUUUUAUACAAUGUUGGUGUUAUUUUGUGGCAAAGUUUUGAUUUUCCAACUGAUACACUUUUACCACAACAAAUUUUCAACAGACAUUCAAAACUAGUUUGUUCAAGAAGUGAGACAAACAAGUCUUCUGGUUUUUACACAUUGUAUUUCGACAACGACAACAUUCUUCGUCUUCUUUACAAUGGUCCCGAAGUUUCAAGCAUUUAUUGGCCAGAUCCUUGGCUAACUGAUUGGGAUUCUAAAAGAGCUGGUUACAAUAACAGCCGAGUUGCGGUUUUGAACACUCUUGGUAACUUUAGUUCAUCAGAUGAUUUCAAUUUCAUGACAUCUGAUUAUGGAACUUUACUUAUGCAGAGAAGAUUGAAACUUGACCAUGAUGGUAACAUUCGUGCUUACAGUCGAAGACAAAGAGAAGAAAAAUGGUAUGUUUCGUGGCAAGCGAAAUCGAGACCAUGUAGAAUUCAUGGCGUUUGUGGUCCAAAUAGUUUGUGUUCUUAUUAUAGUAAUGGUGUGAAAUGUUCUUGUCUUCCUGGUUACAAAAUGAAGAAUGAUGGUGAUUGGUCUUAUGGGUGUGAACCAAAAUUCUCACUUUCUUGCAAUAAAACUCAGUCAAGGUUUUUAGUUAUAACCAAUGUUGAGUUAUUUGGUUAUGAUUAUGGGAUCAUGACAAAUUACACACUUGAACAGUGCAAAGAGUUGUGUUUGCAAUUAUGCAAUUGCAAAGGAAUUCAAUAUACUUAUGUCAUUGCUGGCUCUGGUAUACCUGGUACUUAUACAUGUUACCCGAAAUUGCAGUUGCGAAACGCAUAUCGAAUACCGUAUUUUAAUGCUGAUUUGUACUUGAAAUUGCCAGAAAAUAGUUCAUACAAUUACAAGGAAUCAAUGGAUGAUAAGUACAAACUUGCUUGUUCUGUGAAUCCUAAAACAGUAACACUUGAAACAGCACACAAUGAAGUUCAUGAAGGCAGGUAUAUUAAGUUUUUGCUAUGGUUUGUAGGAGGAAUGGGAGGACUUGAAAUCUUAUGCAUAUUUAUGAUGUGGUUUUUCUUAGUAAGAAGAAAAGGGCAACAACAUUCUAGAGGAGACACAAGAGUCUAUAACAUGAUUGGUUUUAGAAAAUUCAGUUAUUCCGAAAUAAAAAGAGUAACUAAAAAUUUCAGUGAAGAGAUUGGAAAAGGUGCAGGAGGGAUAGUAUACAAAGGUGUGUUAUUGGAUCAAAGAGUUGUAGCAGUGAAGAGACUCAAAGAAGCUAAUCAAGGUGAAGAAGAGUUUCAAGCUGAAGUUAGUAGCAUUGGAAGGUUUAACCACAUGAAUUUGAUUGAGUUAUGGGGUUAUUGUGUAGAUGGAAAACACAGAAUCUUGGUUUAUGAGUUUAUGGAAAAUGGUUCUUUGGCAGAACAUAUAAAGUCUAGAAAUUUGGAUUGGACAAAAAGAUUUGACAUAGCAUUAGGAACAGCAAAAGGUUUGUGUUAUAUUCAUGAAGAAUGUUUGGAGUGGAUUUUGCAUUGUGAUGUGAAGCCACAAAAUAUACUUUUGGAUUCUAAUUAUCAACCAAAGGUGUCAGAUUUUGGAUUGUCGAAAUUAAGAAACAGAGGUGAUAGUAAAUUUUCUAGUUUUUCGAAAAUACGAGGUACAAGAGGUUACAUGGCACCUGAGUGGGUUUUGAAUCAUUCAAUAACAUCUAAAGUUGAUGUUUUUAGCUAUGGAAUUGUUGUGUUGGAAAUGAUAACUGGGAAGAGUGCAGCAAAGGAUGUUGUUGAUAUGGGUAAUGAUGGAGAAGAGAAGGUUGGUUUGGUUGGGUGGUUGAGAGACAAAAGAAAUGGAAGAGUUUCAUGGGUUGGUGAAAUUUUGGAGGAUAUGGUUGAAGGAGAUUAUGAUGAAAGGAAAAUUGAAGGUUUGGUCAAUGUGGCUUUACAAUGUGUAGAGGAAGAGAAGGAUAAGAGACCUACUAUGAGUCAAGUUGUAGAGAUGCUUCAGAAAUUAUGCUGUGAAAAUCAUAAUCAGUGAUCAACAAAACAAGUUGCUAGUUCAACAAAGAGAGUGUAAUCUCAUGAAUAAUUGUGAUUUUUUUCCUAUUACUAUUAGAUUUUAAUGAAGUAGGUGUAUAGUAGUGUCUUUAAUAUAAUAAUAUGUAAUGUGAUUUAGUGAUAAUAAUAUAUUGUACGGAUUCUCACAUAAACUAGUAUAGAAAUCACCUAUACCACACUAUUUGGUGUGUCGUAUGUAGUU